This is a messenger RNA of Nanorana parkeri, 3390 nucleotides long. RefSeq names its product solute carrier family 43 member 2 (gene SLC43A2). Gene Ontology annotation, biological process: transmembrane transport; neutral amino acid transport. The transcript has 15 exons. Gene Ontology annotation, molecular function: L-amino acid transmembrane transporter activity; neutral L-amino acid transmembrane transporter activity. NCBI's taxonomy places the organism in Eukaryota, Metazoa, Chordata, Amphibia, Anura, Dicroglossidae. The record is from RefSeq and is a predicted model, not a curated record. The coding region runs from base 67 to 1800 and encodes 577 amino acids.
CCGGCUGACGUUCAGUGUCAUCAUCAGGAGCUGCCUAGUGACAAUCACUAAGGGGAAGAAAUAAACAUGGCACCUACACUGGCUACGGCGCAUCGGCGCCGAUGGUGGAUGGCAUGUACUGCAGUGGUCGAGAACCUUUUUUUCUCCGCAGUACUUCUGGGCUGGGGCUCCCUGCUCAUUAUGCUUAAAUCUGAAGGAUUCUACUCUUACAUGUGCCAAUAUCCAGAAAAUACAACAUAUUACAACUCCACAAACAGCAGCGCUCUUCAUGAAAAUGACACAGACAGAGAACAAAUCAUAGAGCUGAAUGGCUGGCUGGUGUGUAAAGAACAAGAUGAAAUGUUAAAUCUGGCUUUUACAGUGGGUUCUUUCUUGCUUAGCGCCAUCUCACUUCCUUUGGGGAUCAUCAUGGACAAGUAUGGUCCACGCAAGCUGAGACUAAGUGGAAGUGCCAGUUUUGGAGUUUCUUGUCUGCUUAUUGCGUAUGGAUCAAGUAACCCCAACUCUCUGUCUGUGCUGAUAUUUGUAGCCUUAUGUCUGAAUGGCUUUGGUGGAAUGUGCAUGACCUUCACUUCUCUUACACUUCCUAACAUGUUUGGUGACCUGCGCUCAACUUUUAUUGCACUGAUGAUAGGGUCCUAUGCUUCCUCCGCUGUCACCUUCCCCUUUAUCAAGGUUAUUUAUGAUCUAGGAGUGAGUUUUAUCACUAUUCUUAUUGUCUGGGCUGCCUGUUCUGGGCUGGUCUUUUUCAACUGCUUCUUUAACUGGCCUCUCGAGCCUUUUCCUGGACCAGAAGACAUGGAUUAUACUGUGAAGAUAAAGUUCAGCUGGCUGGGCUUUGACCACAAGAUCACAGGAAAGCAGUUUUAUAAGCAAGUCACAACUGUGGGGAGACGACUCAGUGUGGGAGGCUCCAUGAAAAACCCUAAAGAGAUGUCAGCACUGCAGGAGGGCAAUAAGUUAUGUCUGUCAACUGUGGAUCUGGAAGUGAAAUGUCAGGCAGACAAUGCAGCAACUCCAUCCUUUAUGAAGAGCGUGUUCAGUCCUAUUUUGCUACUAAGCCUUAUCACUAUGUGUAUUACCCAGCUCCGACUCAUUUUCUACAUGGGAGCCAUGAACAACAUUCUGGAAUUUCUGGUAGAUGGAGACUUAGAGUCUGUGAUGCACACGGUCAGUUUGUAUACAUCCAUCUUUGGAGUUUUACAGUUGCUCUGCCUGAUGACAGCCCCUGUUAUUGGAUACAUCAUGGAUUGGAAGCUCAAGGAAUGUGACGAUGGCAAUGAUGAUGAUGAGAAGGAUGCUAAUCAAGAUGGAAAGAAAAAGAAAAAGCGCGAUCGUCAAAUUCAAAAGAUCACAAAUGCCACCAGGGCCUUUGCAUUUACCAACUUGCUGCUAGUAGGCUUUGGAGUCACAUGUCUUGUUCCAAACCUGCCCUUACAGAUCCUGUCUUUUAUAUUGCACACAAUAGUGAGAGGAUUCAUCCAUUCUGCUGUGGGUGGACUCUAUGCUGCUGUAUACCCAUCAUCACAUUUCGGUAGUUUGACGGGCCUGCAGUCUCUCAUUAGCGCUCUUUUUGCACUCCUUCAACAACCUCUGUUCUUGGCUAUGAUGGGACCUUUGAAUGGGGAUCCACUCUGGGUCAAUGUGGGAAUGUUGGCAAUGAGCCUGCUCGGUUUCUGCCUGCCACUCUACCUCAUCUGCUUUAGGCGAAGUCUGGAACGGCAAAGGAAACAAAAAAUCGAAGACUCCAAACUGUACCAGAAAAUAAAUGGCACUCCUGAUCAUGAAGCUUUUGUGUAAACAAAUCCAGAAACUUGGCCUGCCCUGUACCCGUACAAUGUUCCUAUUUAUAGAUCUUGGGGAAUGUUUCACUCCAGCAUAACAAGUCACCAUUUUAGAAGAUAUUUCAACCUUCAGCAUGUCAUCCGUGCACCGGUUUUCUCUUCAAGUAUAAAUGGAAGGAGGUGGGAUCUCUGUGCCAGAGAAAUCUACUCUUUCUUAGUUCGAAGUCUAUACUUUACCAUAUCUUGUGGUGUAAAAGACAAACCUCUGUCCAUUUUGUUGACUGGAUUGCAAAUUCUUCCUCCUGUGCCCUCUAAUAAAGGGUCAUAGCUAUUUAGCAGUAACUCUUGGCGACAUGAGAUGUGCUGGACUAUUUUGCCAUAAAGCUGGAGCCUAUGACCUAUUAUGUGGAUUCAUAUUCCUAGGUACUCAGCACAGAAGUAGCAGGAAUUUUAAUUCUUGUUGUGAUUACUUCUGAUUAGCACGACCGCUUGUUCUGACAACGUGCCAGUGGCGAUGGCAGUUAUUGUCAUCAAAUGUCUCCUCUCGGGAACCGAGAGGUUUUCUUGAAAUAAUUUAGCCUGAACUGAAUCUUGUAACCGCCAAACACAGCACAGGACCACCUUGAGGCCCUAUGACCACGGCUUUUCCUAAACACGAAGUUAUAGCACAAGGAGAGGUGUCCUGUUCUGUGGUAAAACAAGAUGCUAACAGCAUUUUGUACAUUACCUUGGAGGAUGUGUGCUCUUUUAGUGAACUCUUUCUGCACUAAUGAACCUUGCUGCUGUCCAGAUUUAGUAACAGUAGAGAAAGGCAGAUAUAUCCAUUUAAAAGGGAUAACUCAUCCAUCCUAUAUAUUAAUAUGGGUGAUGAGAAUCAACCACUCUUGUGAUGAAUAUAUGUCGUGCCAUACUAUCCUUAGAUCUGGUUGAUUCUUACUUUUAUACACCAGGAAUUGGUGGUUGGCGAUCUGUGGCACUGAGGAGGAUGCUGCACUUCAUCUCCCAUGAUGCUCUGCCUCUCGGUCAUUGAGCUGUAGUGCAGCGCCCAUGACAGUACCAGAGAUUCUUAGUCUAUGUUCUAAGCAAUACCUGUGUUUCUGUUUCCACUUUGUUUUCCUCUUUUCUUUUUUGUUUUAUAAAUGACUAAUAUGAAUAUGCUGUUCUAUGUUCCUUGCAUGACAUGAUUAAGUAUUUUUGUAUUUGGACAUAUAUUGUUUGUGAUUUAAUUUCUGUUUGGUGGAGCUAGAGAGAAUCUUUGUCAUAUAUCUGCUGAAUAUCUUGGUGACUAAUCAAAUGAAAUUAAGCAGGAAUCCAGUGUGUUUCUACCCUAUAGCCAUUCUUGAUCUUCAUUUAUCAUUUUAUACUCUCUUCCUUUUCCUAGAUUGUGGCUUUAUUAUCAUUUCCUAUCUUCAUUCAAGUGUUAUCAUUUCUUAUGACAUUUUGAUCAUUUCAUUCUUUGUCUUCUGGUUCUCGUUAGGUUCUAGUUAUGUUAGUUAGUAUUUUUUUUUAUACUAUUCCAGUUUUUUAGCAAACCGUUCAUUAAAUAAGAAUAUACAUGUUUAGGGAUUUGCCUUUACCUCACUCCAUUGUGCCCCAAUGUAAGAUC